Messenger RNA from Alligator sinensis (Chinese alligator), 1530 nucleotides. RefSeq names its product insulin-like growth factor-binding protein complex acid labile subunit. The transcript has a single exon. The record is from RefSeq and is a predicted model, not a curated record. Gene Ontology annotation, molecular function: protein binding. The coding region runs from base 118 to 1401 and encodes 427 amino acids. NCBI's taxonomy places the organism in Eukaryota, Metazoa, Chordata, Crocodylia, Alligatoridae.
UCUGUGUCAUCUCAGUUUGUUUCUGCAAUGUGUAGCCCACAUCAACCAUGGGACCUUGGAGAUGUAAAUUAAAACCUGCCACCAUUACCUUUAUUUAUUAAAAACUAAAUCACCCAAAUGAAAGAGCUAACACUUGUUGGUUGGUUUGUUCCCUCCCUUCCCCAGAUCCUGUCUCUACAGGUAGCAAUAAUGGUUCCUCUGCUGUUUCUGCUGUUCUUUGGAUAUAUCCUUUCAAUUCCUGGCUGUCCCCAGAAGUGCUUUUGUAUCCGCUCUUUAACAGAUUGCCAGCAUGCCAAUCUAGAUGAAGUUCCUCCUGAUUUUGACCAAAAAACAGAAACAUUGAUCUUGAAUGAAAACUGUCUACGUCUCAUUCCACGAGGAGCCUUUCAGAACUUCCAGAAUCUAACUUUCCUUGGUUUAGCUCACAACAAGCUCUUGCUUCAGAAUGAUUCUUUUGAAGAUAUCAGCAACAGCAUCCUCUCUUUGGAUCUCUCUGGAAACAGCUUCACAGACCUGCCAUCAAAAUUGUUCAAGAACACAAAGAAACUUGUUUGGUUAAACUUAGCCGAUAACAGACUAGAUCUUCUGGACAUCAACAUUUUCAGCACCUUAGAAAAACUCACUUACCUGGACCUCUCCAAUAACAGACUGCAGAAGCUUACAUCCAUGUUUGUAGGUCUCUCUCAGCUUGAUACCUUGAUGCUGGCUAGUAACUAUCUCCACACCAUACCACAAGGAGUUUUUGAUUCUACUCCUAAACUUAAGAUCCUUGAUCUGUCACACAACAAAAUAAGCCAUUUGCCCAAGUGUUUAUUUAACAGCACAAUGAAUCUCAAUGACUUGCUUCUUGAUGAUAAUAAUUUUACAGUGAUACCACGUGCUGUAUUCACAGUCUUCCACAACCUAGAGCAUUUCUCAAUUUCUAAAAAUAGAAUCCAAAAUGUUUUACCAUUUGUGUUUGUUAGCAAGUUAAGAAAACUUGACCUAUCUAAUAAUUUACUCUCAGUGCUGCCUUGUGAUUUCCUUUCAGGUCUGAAGCAGCUGGAAGUUCUCAAUUUAUCUUUAAAUUGUUUUGGAAAUUUUCCCAGCAAUCUAUUCAUAAAUAAUACUAAGCUAGCAUUUCUGCAUUUGGAUAAAACCUGUCUCAGCACUUUACCCAUUGUUUCACGCCUUCGAAAUAUGAGUGAGCUGACACUGUGCUGUAAUGCCAUAAAAAACUUGCCAAGAAAAUUCACAGACAAUAUGGUCAAUUUGAAACUGUUGGAUCUCUCCAAUAACAACAUCACAAAAAUAGAGGAUGGUGCACUUAAGAUGAAUCCUAAUCUCACAAAAGUAGUUUUGACUGGGAAUCCAGUUUUUACAACUGAAAGAAUUAAUUACACUUUCAAAGGGUCAGACUGAAGAGUAUACAUUAAAAGAAGAUACUAGAAUAACUGUAUCAGGAAAUGCUUUCUGCUACCUUAAUUAAAAAUGUAAUGUACAUAUUACAAGAAAUGUAAUUAUUUCUGAGCUACAAGUACUAUCUUCUAA